UGAAGGGCGGAGCCGCGGCCUAAUGACCCGGGAAGCCUGGGCUUGGAGUUUGGACCAUAGCAGGCGCGAUGCCGCAAUCUCCCGGGCCAGAGGUGGGCGCUGAUCGGUUUGUUUUAGUCGCCAGUUUAGAUAACGCGCGGAACCUGUCAAAUCUGCUGAAGGCCGUUCAUUUCCGGGACCAGGCCACAGUUUUCGCCUCGGCCAACGGCCUGAGGGUCACCACAGAGGCGGCGAAAAGCGUCCAAGGGAACGCGUUCAUCCAGGCCUGUAUAUUUCAGGAAUUCCGGAUUGAAGAGGACUCUGUGAUGUUUGUAAUAAACCUAACAGUUCUCUUAGAUUGUCUCACAAUAUUUAGUGCGAGUUCCCUGCCAGGAGUGACAACCGCUCUAAGAAUGUGUUACCGUGGAUAUGGCCACCCACUGACACUGUUCCUGGAGGAGAGCGGUGUGGUAACUGUCUGUAAAAUUCUGACUCAAGAACCAGAGGAAACGCUUGACUUUGAUUUUUGUAGCACAAAUGUUCUAAAUAAAAUAAUUCUCCAGUCAGAGAGCCUGCGGGAGGCGUUUGCUGAGCUUGAUAUGAGCAGUGAGGUGCUGCAGAUCACAAUGUCUCCCGAAAAACCCUAUUUCAGGUUAUCUACUUUUGGGAAUGCUGGAAGCACACACUGUGAUUAUCCGAAAGAUUCUGAUAUGAUUGAGGCAUUCCAUUGCAACCAGACCCAAUGCAAUAGGUAUAAAAUUUCAUUACUGAAACCAUCUACUAAGGCCUUGGCCCUUUCCUGUAAAGUUUCACUUCGCACAGAUAACCGUGGAUUUCUCUCCUUACAAUACAUGAUCCGAAAUGAAGAUGGACAAAUUUGCUUUGUAGAAUAUUACUGUUGUCCUGAUGAAGAGGUGGGGGAGGUGUUAGAGCCAUAAUCAGCAGCCACUUGUGUUGAAGUUUCAGUGAAUGUGUCCAAUGUGUUUGAGAUAUCAAGAUGGGACUGUGGAAUUUUUUUUUGCAGUCGUUUUGUCAGUUGCUCAGGCUGUGCAUUGGCUUUUUUCAGGAAGUGUUGAAGCCUAGUUAUACUUCUCUGCAAUGGAAGGCAGUAAUCAGCACUCAGGGACCCUUGAAUGCAGAUAGAAAGCUAUGCUUUAGGCUACUUAUUUGCCUUCUGGUGGUUGGCAAUGGUGGUGAUGGCUGGGCAGCAAAGGCAGUGGCGGGUGAGCAUCUUGCAGAAAGUAUGUAGCCCAAUAACAAGACAGUGAAGAGAGAGGAAAGCCACUAUGUGUCUUCAUUGGGUGGAACCUGUUUUCUCUUUUGGACAGGAGGACUUGCCGCUUGAAAUUGAUAAUUUGCCAAGUUCCUUUCUUGGACUACAAUGUGACUUGGAGCAUGUUGUCAUUUGCUCUAACAAUUCCAAGUUCCUAAAAAGGUUUUUACUUUAUUGCUGGUUUUAUUAGGAUUGAAUAAAACUUAAUUCAUGUACUGAUCUGCUUGUAAUCUGUACCAUCCUUUCCAACACAUUAAAUCUUACAAACAAAA
Molecule: messenger RNA, 1524 nt
Organism: Carcharodon carcharias (great white shark)
Lineage: Eukaryota; Metazoa; Chordata; Chondrichthyes; Lamniformes; Lamnidae
Gene: rad1
Product: RAD1 homolog (S. pombe)
Exons: 5
Coding region: 69-917 (282 amino acids)
Biological process (GO): DNA repair; DNA damage checkpoint signaling
Cellular component (GO): nucleus; checkpoint clamp complex
Molecular function (GO): 3'-5' exonuclease activity
Source: RefSeq, a predicted model, not a curated record